AUGGAAGCAACAACUAAAAGAAUAGACGCUACGCUCUUACAACUGAACCAAAACAACCUAGUUCGAAUCAUCGGCAAAUGUGAAUCAUACGAUGCAAACCACCAACAGGCAAUUUUGAUAAGUAAUGGAUCAAUCAAACUAGAUUUAUCAUCAGCAGCAGCAGCAUCGGAUGGAUCCAACGGUAAUGGCACAUUACAAGUGAAUAAGAACUACGAAAUCAUUGGAAAAGUGAGCCAUAACCCAUCUGAUUUGAAAGUACAUGUUUAUUCAAUUGUUGAAUUGACUGAUAAUUUGAAUUUGAAAGCGGCGGAGAAAUUGGUUCAGUAUACUUAUAAAGUACCGGAAUUGUUUUAUCAGGAAGCAUAG
Messenger RNA from Lodderomyces parapsilosis, 366 nucleotides. RefSeq lists its product as uncharacterized. Gene Ontology annotation, biological process: DNA replication; DNA repair; DNA recombination. The transcript has a single exon. The record is from RefSeq and is a predicted model, not a curated record. The coding region runs from base 1 to 366 and encodes 121 amino acids. Gene Ontology annotation, cellular component: nucleus. NCBI's taxonomy places the organism in Eukaryota, Fungi, Ascomycota, Pichiomycetes, Serinales, Debaryomycetaceae. Gene Ontology annotation, molecular function: DNA binding.